AUGCUGCAUACUGACCUGAUUAUUUGUGUCCUCCUAUCCGGAGCUUGGGAGUUGCUGAGCUCUAGUGCAUGCCUUCCCUGCCUCGUGUGUGGCUCCUCCCUUGCUUUGCCUGUCUCUCAUUCCCUCUCCUCCUCAGUUGCCCUGCCCCCCAACUUUCGUCCGUUUCUUCCCUGUCCCUUCUGCAUUUCCUCCCUCCUCUCUCCCUUUCCCCCUUUCCUUCACCUGUCUCUCGCUCUCACCUGUCUCUUGCUCUCACCUGUCUCUCGCUCUCACCUGUCUCUCGCUCUCACCUGUCUCUCGCUCUCACCUGUCUCUCGCUCUCACCUGUCUCUCGCUCUCACCUGUCUCUCGCUCUCACCUGUCUCUCGCUCUCACCUGUCUCUCGCUCUCACCUGUCAGGCCCAAUCCCCGGAUUUCGCAGCAAUCUGGCUCUGGCACACACCCAACCCAUCUCCCUCCUCCACCACCACCUCCUCCUCCUCUUCCCCAACCACCGCGCCAGCAGCCCCAUGGACAGCAGCAGCUCGCCUAGCAGCGCACACGCUUUCAGUGACACAGAUGCACUUCUCCCCCUGCGAUGCCCUCCUGCUCUCCGUCUCCCGCGACCGUCACUUCUGCCUCUUUGCUGCCACCCACGGUGCCGCUGAUGCAGCCCACGCGCUCUCAGUGACACAGAUGCACUUCUCCCCUUGCGACACUUUCCUCCUCUCCGUCUCUCGUGGCCGCCACUUCUGCCUCUUUGCUGCCGCCCCGUCUGCUGCUGAUGACGCUGCGCGUCAGCCCCCUGUGCUCUGUAGUGCGUCAGCCCCCUGUGCUCUGCCAGCGCGUCAGCCCCCUGUGCUCUGCCAGCGCAUCAGCCCCCUCGUUCACUCGUGUACUUUGAGAGUUCUCAACGGCGUCUUGCCCACCAACCCUUCCUUGCCGAUCCCUCCCCUCCCCACUAACCCUUCCUUGCCGAUCCCUCCCCUCCCCACCAACCCUUCCGUGCCGAUCCCUCCCCUCCCCACCAACCCUUCCUUGCCGAUCCCUCCCCUCCCCACCAACCCUUCCUUGCCGAUCCCUCCCCUCCCCACCAACCCUUCCUUGCCGAUCCCUCCCCUCCCCACCAACCCUUCCUUGCCGAUCCCUCCCCUCCCCACCAACUCAUGCAGCCCUGUGAAGGUGUGGCAAGUCAUUGAACAGCCACCCUCCACCACUCCCUCCACCACCUCCCCUCCCUCCUCCCACACCACCAUGCUCCUCGCAACCCUUCCCACCUUCCCCCACCCAGUCACGGCUGUGGCCUGGUCCACUUACCUUCCACCCCUCCCUCCUCCCCCUCCUCAUCCACAACCCUCCACAACCAACCCACCUGCUGAUCCUGUUUCUGCUCCUGCCUCUGCUGCACUACGCUCGCUCCUUGCUGUUGGCUUAGAGAAUGGGGUGAUACAGCUGUGGAGCGCAGACCUUUCCCCCUUUGCUUCUCCCACUUCCACCGCACUCCACCCCUCACCUUCUCCACCCAAGCUGCAGCUGCAGCGUCUGGUGGCUUUUAGUGACAUCCAUUGCCACCUGGCAGCUGUUCAUAGGCUGAGGUGGCGAGGGGAAGUUGGAUCGAGGGAUAGAGGCGCAGGAGAGGUUAGGGUUACUGGGUGUAACAGGGAGGUACCGGUAGGUGCAGAAGAGGUGGGGGGAGGGAGGUGUUUGGAGUUGGCAAGCUGCUCAGAUGACCAUUCUGUGAGGCUGUUUCGGAUCAAUGUGCAUCAUUUGUAA
Molecule: messenger RNA, 1752 nt
Organism: Closterium sp. NIES-65
Lineage: Eukaryota; Viridiplantae; Streptophyta; Zygnematophyceae; Desmidiales; Closteriaceae
Source: the annotation of a GenBank genome assembly